This is a messenger RNA of Apis mellifera (honey bee), 1108 nucleotides long. RefSeq lists its product as uncharacterized. Lineage: Eukaryota; Metazoa; Arthropoda; Insecta; Hymenoptera; Apidae. Gene Ontology annotation, molecular function: zinc ion binding; nucleic acid binding. The record is from RefSeq and is a predicted model, not a curated record. The coding region runs from base 698 to 997 and encodes 99 amino acids. The transcript is spliced from 2 exons.
AUUUCUAGUAGCUCCCGGCAUUAGUUAUACGUCAGUUUGUCCAUUGCAAUUAACAACACUGAAUUUGCCUGAUUAACCAUUUCUAACCUGAAGGAAUCGUAACUACGCAGCCGCACCCUUCCGGUUCAUAAUAGAAACUGGUGACAGCGAUAUACUGUCGAUAGAUCGCAACUCAUAUUGUAGUUAAUUCUGGGCUUAUGUUAUAUUUGUUUGAUGAAAGAUUUGGAAACACAAGCUUGAUUUUCGAUCACUUUUAUACUUUUGAUGACUAAUUCUAUGAUCUUAUCAACAUGAAAAAUAUAUUAGGUUUGCUGCUACAUCGAUUCCCACGUUUAUUAGCAAGAAUCCACUAUUUUCAAUUUUCGUGCGAAGUGUGGAAAAAACUUAUUGGAUUGGAAUUAGCAUUGAAAAUAAAACAUUCUUCGAAACGUUAUGGAUUUAUCAAGAUAUUUAAAGAAACGUAUCUGAUAUGUAUCUGAGAAGAAUUUUUCAUCUUUUUUCAGGCGGAAAUUUUUCAAUUAAAAAUUCGUGAAGACGAAUCGAUUAUUAGAAUAAAUAAUAUGAAGAAUUGCCGUUGAAAGAAAUAUAUAAGGCAUUAGACAUCGAAUGACAUCUGAAGAUAGCAGAUCUUCGAACAGUAGAUAACAAGCCUCUCAAAAUUCAGAACAAAGGAUAUUCUAUUACCCAUUAACUUAACAUGAAAAAAGACACGACUACAUCUGGUUCGAAAACGCCUGCAACAAUGAUGACUUCGCGCAAUCCUUCACAUAUUUCAGAAUACGUUUUGGAGAUAUUAAACAAUGAAGAAGAUACUAUUUAUGCUAAGAACAAUAUUGACAAAUUUUACUGUUGGAAUUGCAGUACUAUUGGACACAAUAGUAAAAUUUGCAAAGAACCUCGUCACGAGAAUGAACAUCGAUCUCAAUCGAAAGAAAUAUCACUAUCGUCAAUGAAGAAGCCUUUAAACUGCAACAAGGAACCUGAAGUGAUUAAAUGAUGAGUAAUAGCAAGCAAGAUCAAGUUCAACAAGAAAUAAUAUGAUUAUUGGAAACAUUAACUUGACUGGAAAUUAUAUCUCUUUUAACAUUAUAUUCAAUUUUUAAUCUUA